Cyphellophora attinorum is the source of this 441-nucleotide messenger RNA. RefSeq lists its product as uncharacterized. Lineage: Eukaryota; Fungi; Ascomycota; Eurotiomycetes; Chaetothyriales; Cyphellophoraceae. The record is from RefSeq and is a predicted model, not a curated record. The transcript has 2 exons. The coding region runs from base 1 to 441 and encodes 146 amino acids.
AUGUCUGGCGCAGUAGCCAACCAAGCUCCUGUACGGACGUUGUCGCAAACUUCUGCUGGGCCUUACUAUCAACCACAAUUCCAGAAGCAUUAUGAUCAACUCGGCAAGUACACCCUCAUGACCCCUUACCAAACAUAUCCGGGAGCUUUGUUCGAAUACGAUGCACAAGGUGGCAUGUUAGACGAAGUCGAUGGCGACGACAUGGAGGCCGACAACUUUAUUCCCAACUUCAGGCUACCAACGACUACCGCCGGUUCAAGUGGAAUGCAAGUAUCACCUCCAAUGACGACUGUAUCUGGCAGCGACCCGAUUGGACCUGCUGGGGGCAUUCAUGGCAUCGACCCAUACGAUCCGAUGUUGGAUGCCGAUCCAUUCGGUCUCACCGCAAGCAUGCAUUUUCCCAAUCCGUUCAACUUUCAACCACAGCAGCAGAGGCGAUGA